Pediculus humanus corporis (human body louse) is the source of this 1326-nucleotide messenger RNA. RefSeq names its product mmr1/hsr1 GTP binding protein, putative. The coding region runs from base 1 to 1326 and encodes 441 amino acids. Gene Ontology annotation, molecular function: GTPase activity; GTP binding. The record is from RefSeq and is a predicted model, not a curated record. NCBI's taxonomy places the organism in Eukaryota, Metazoa, Arthropoda, Insecta, Psocodea, Pediculidae. The transcript has 9 exons.
AUGUCAAGAGAAGAACUUGAGGCUAGGGAGCACAGAUAUUUUACAGAUUUUGUUAAAAAAUUAGAACAAGACUUUGGUUCUAAAAACUUAAGUUAUUUCGAAUUAAAUUUGGAAACAUGGAGGCAAUUGUGGAGAGUAUUAGAGAUGUCAGAUAUUAUUCUCAUAAUUGUUGAUAUUAGAUUUGCUGCUUUUAUGUUUCCUCCAUCUUUAUAUAAAUAUGUUUGCGAAGAACUGAAGAAAAACAUGAUAUUAAUUCUUAAUAAAAUUGAUUUGGUUUCUCCAAGUUUAGUGGUAGCAUGGAAACAUUAUUUUUUAUCUAAUUAUCCGACAUUAAAAAUAAUUACAUUCACUUCAUAUCCAUCAUAUAAUCUUCGAAGUACAACUGAAAAUAAAUCAGGAUUACAAAUUAGAAGAAGAAGAGGUAAAUUGAGAAUGGCUGCAGAAGGUGCUCAAAAAUUAUAUGAAGCUUGCAAAGAAAUUACUCAAAAUCAAGUUGAUUUGACGUCUUGGAAUAAUAAAAUAACUGAAGAAAUGUACAACACAUAUGAUGAUGACGAAUGCAACAUUAAUGUUGUCACCGAAACAAUAGACACUGGAUAUAAGGAACAUGUGAAAUACAAGGGAGGAAGUUUAACUAUUGGUUGUAUUGGUCAACCCAAUGUUGGAAAAUCAUCACUAAUGAAUGCUAUUAUGGGAAAAAAAGUAGUGAGCGUAUCUAGAACUCCUGGUCAUACGAAACAUUUUCAAACAAUUUAUUUAACUAAAAAUGUUAUUUUAUGUGACUGCCCCGGUUUGGUGUUUCCCAGCACAACCCCCAGAACACUCCAAGUGACGUAUCCGAUCGCACAAGUUCGAGAGCCUUACACAGCAGUAAAAUUUUUAGCAGAACGACUCGAUUUGCCAAAAUUAUUGAAUAUUCAACAUCCGGAAAAUGAUCAAAUUUGGUCGGCCAUUGAUAUUUGUGAUGGAUGGGCUAAAAAAAGAGGAUUUUUUACUGCGAAAACUGCCAGGCCAGAUACGUACAGAGCAGCAAAUAAUUUAUUAAGAAUGUCGCUGGAUGGUCAAAUAUGUCUUUCAUUUAAACCCCCUGGAUUUUUCGAUAAACAAGAGUAUUGGAAUAGUCAUCCAGAAGUGACUGAAAUAUCUUGGAUUCAAGCAAAAGACAAGGCGUGUAAAGAACAAGAAGAAAGCGAUAGCGAAAGGAGUAAUUCUUCGUCUGGUGAUGAAAAUUCUGAUUCAGAUGAUGAAAGUGAUGAUUCGAGCGAAGACAUUAGUCAACCACUUGUUUCUAACAAAUUUGAACUUUUACAAUUGAAUCAAGACUGA